This is a messenger RNA of Dufourea novaeangliae, 1971 nucleotides long. It is a transcript of the gene PIP4K, whose product is annotated as phosphatidylinositol 5-phosphate 4-kinase type-2 alpha. The coding region runs from base 76 to 1554 and encodes 492 amino acids. The transcript is spliced from 9 exons. The record is from RefSeq and is a predicted model, not a curated record. Gene Ontology annotation, biological process: phosphatidylinositol metabolic process. Gene Ontology annotation, molecular function: phosphatidylinositol kinase activity. NCBI's taxonomy places the organism in Eukaryota, Metazoa, Arthropoda, Insecta, Hymenoptera, Halictidae.
CUCGCGUGUGCAAUAGAGAGGUGUUAUAUAUCGAUAGGUGUUGACACGCUAAAGCAGUUACGAAUCGCGAGAACCAUGUCGAGCGCAUCGCAAAUGGCCAGCGGGCUAAGCAAGCUGAAAAAGAAACACUUUCGUGUGAAGCAUCAAAAGGUUAAGCUUUUCCGCGCGAACGAACCAUUCCUCAGUGUUUUCAUGUGGGGUGUCAAUCACACGAUAAAUGAACUUAGUCAUGUUAAUAUACCGGUAAUGCUCCUGCCAGAUGAUUUCAGAGCUUACAGCAAAUUGAAAGUUGAUAAUCAUCUUUUCAACAAAGAGAAUAUGCCCUCACACUUUAAAAUCAAAGAGUAUUGUCCAUUAGUAUUCAGAAAUCUAAGGGAAAGAUUUGGUAUAGAUGAUUUGGACUAUAAGGAAUCGAUGACAAGAUGUCGGACAUUUAAUCCUUCGCGAACAGAGAGGCAUGUGGAUUUGACUGGGAAGGCUCAUGAAUUGGUUCAGCGCUCUGCUACUGCUCCUUCGAUAACCCUUUCUCCUCCAACUCCUAUUUUUUCACAAAUUCCAGUCCUAAAUAAGCCACUACGUUCCUACAGUUUUAAACCAAAACGUCUGAGAUCACAGCCAAUGUUGGACGACACUUCUGGGAAAAGUGGCGCAAAGUUUUACCAGUCCUAUGAUAAAUUGUUUAUUAUAAAAACUCUGACAAGUGAAGAAGUAGAAAGGAUGCAUUCGUUUCUGAAACAUUAUCAUCCGUAUAUUGUGGAAAGGCAUGGGAAAACAUUGUUACCCCAAUAUCUCGGCAUGUAUCGUUUGACAGUCGAUGGAGUUGAACAUUAUGUUGUCGCCAUAAGAAAUGUAUUCUCAAAUCACUUAACAACCCACAAGAAAUUUGACUUGAAAGGUUCAACCGUCGAUCGCGAAGCAUCUGACAAAGAGAAAGAGAAAGAUCUGCCAACUUAUAAGGACAACGAUUUCGUCAAAGAGGGAAUGAAAAUUUAUAUUGGCGAAGAUGCGAAAGGCAAACUUAUAGAGACAUUAACGGCUGAUGUCGAUUUCCUAACAAGAUUGCACUUAAUGGAUUAUUCUCUGCUACUCGGUUUGCACGAUUGUGCAAGAGCUGAACAAGAGAAUAGGGAGCGUGCCGAGAGGGAGGAAGAGGAAGAAAAUCAUGAAGACGAAGAGGAUAGUGAGUCUGGAAGUGGAUUGGAUUCUCGGGGUCCAAUGGGAGACCGUUUAUGGGGAUGGUGUGGUGUUACUGGUAUGGCAACACCACCUGAAUCACCUCAUGCUCCAUUAAAUCGUGACACCAGUUUACAAUACGAAGAUGCAAUAAUUCCUGAAUUAGAUAUUUAUGCAAUUCCUAGUAAAGAAGGUGCGCCUACAAAGGAAAUCUAUUUUUUAGCUAUAAUAGAUGUACUGACACAUUACGGUGUCCGUAAACAAGCAGCGAAGGCAGCUAAGACAGUGAAAUAUGGUGCUAACGUCGAUGGUAUUUCAACCUGUGAUCCAGAACAGUAUGGCAAGCGAUUUAUAGAGUUCAUGAGCAAAGCUAUAGAAUAAGCUCGUUGUUCGUUGUUGCUAUGCUUGUAAAUUUGGACCGUUCGUUUCAAAGUCGCGACGAUACGCGUCGCUUUUACUACACGUUCUCGCGUUCACGAAUAAGGGGCGGGGGGAAAGGUUAAAUGCAUCGAAUAAUUUGUUCUUUGCACGUUGGUAUUUGACCGCAAUGAUGUGUUUUCACACGGUGUGUCAAUGAUGUCGUUACCGUCGAAUUGUCUCAGUAUUCCUUAUGACAUUCACAAUGGAAUUAGAAACGUAACAAGUGAAUUUCACGGGCUUGUAUGAUCUAAAGGAGACCUUUCAGUAAUUUUUUGUCGGGGAAUGUUUGUUACCUUUUAUAUAAGCAGUGACACAUAUUUUCUCAGUAUUUCUUUACAACUUUUUCCACAGUCAGACUCGUUGAACGUCAUGGUUUUU